GGUGCGCGGCGAGGCUGGCAGGGGCGAGAGCGCCCGCCCGAGCUGCCCCCGGGAGCCCGCCCGCCUCGCCUCUCCUCAGCCGCCGCCGCCGCCGGGGGGGCGCGUCCCGCCCGCAGCCGCCUGCAUGACACUCCGCAAGGGGGAGAGAGCGACCAUCAGCAUCCAGGAGCACAUGGCCAUCGACGUCUGCCCCGGCCCCAUCAAGCCCAUCAAGCAGAUCUCCGACUACUUCCCCCGCUUCCCGCGCGGCCUGCCCGCCGCCGCCAGCCGCCCCGCCAGCCGCCCGCCCCUCAGCCCCGCCGAGCCACCCCGCGAGGAGGACGAGGACGUGGACCGGCUCUUCGGGGCGUACGGCGCCAGCGGCCCCGCCGAGCAGCCGGCCCCGCGCCCGGCCGAGGAGGAGGCGGCGGACGCCGAGGGCUACGAGUCCGACGACUGCACUACGCUGGGAACACUAGAUUUCAGUUUGCUGUACGACCAAGAAAACAAUGCUCUCCACUGCACAAUCAAUAAAGCCAAGGGCCUGAAGCCAAUGGAUCAUAAUGGUUUGGCUGAUCCAUAUGUCAAAUUGCACUUACUCCCGGGCGCUAGUAAGGCAAAUAAGCUAAGAACAAAAACUUUGCGGAACACUCUGAAUCCCACCUGGAAUGAGACCCUCACUUAUUAUGGCAUCACAGACGAGGAUAUGGUUCGCAAGACGCUAAGAAUUUCUGUCUGCGAUGAAGACAAGUUCCGCCACAAUGAGUUCAUCGGGGAGACGAGAAUCCCGCUGAAGAAGCUAAAGCCCAACCAAACCAAAACCUUCAGCAUCUGCCUGGAAAAGCAGCUGCCGAUAGAUAAAACAGAAGACAAGUCCCUGGAGGAGCGCGGCCGGAUCCUCAUCUCCCUCAAGUACAGCUCCCAGAAGCAAGGUCUCUUGGUCGGCAUCAUCCGCUGCGCACACCUGGCUGCCAUGGAUGCCAACGGCUACUCUGACCCCUACGUGAAAACCUACUUGAAACCAGAUGAGGACAAGAAAUCAAAGCACAAGACUGCAGUGAAAAAGAAAACACUAAAUCCUGAAUUCAAUGAGGAAUUUUGUUAUGAAAUAAAGCAUGGUGACCUGGCAAAGAAGACCUUAGAAGUCACUGUGUGGGAUUAUGACAUUGGAAAAUCAAAUGAUUUUAUUGGUGGAGUAGUGUUAGGAAUUAAUGCCAAAGGUGAGCGGCUGAAGCACUGGUUUGAUUGCCUGAAAAACAAGGACAAGAAAAUAGAGCGCUGGCACACACUAACAAACGAGCUGCCAGGGGCCAUCCUCAGCGAUUGACCCUAAAGACAGGCCCGGGACCCUGAAGAUAGCCCAGCUCUCUCUCUCACAACCAGAACCAGGAACAAUUCAUGCCUUUGGACUUCUAGUUUACUUACUACAUUUAAAAGGAUACUAAGUCAGCAAGAAAGAGUGGCUUGGUAAAUUCCAACUGAUGGUCAGACUGCAGGGAAAUACCACUGAACAAGAUACAACUGAUUUUCUCUGUUCAGUGGGUGCGAUCCCCUCGGGUUUUCUCCCAGGUGUCUCUGAGCACCCCCUCUCUCCAACACACACAUACACACGGUCAAUUGAGAGAAAAAAUGGCCUGCAUGCACUAGAAUUGUGACUUAUUUACUAACUAUUUGAUAUACUGAAUUAUCUUCUUGCUGCCUUGCAAAAUGAAUGGAUCACUUUUUGUUUGUGUAGCUACUAUGGGCAAAAAGCAUUAUUAAAUGGAACUGUUUUACUAAGGCGACUGUGCCACAUUUCUGGUUGUCAGUUUCUGUGGUUUGGGCCCGAACAGUCGAAAUGCACUUAAACAUCACGGUUUGAAAUGAUCAUCUUCUCCAAUAAUCGAUGAGGACUGUUUGCUUUUCUUUCAGAAAUGUAAUGCUUGUCCUGUCUGAUAAUCUAUAUGAAGUAUACCAGUAUGCUAAAAGGGCUGUGCAGCUAUAUAAGGCUAUAUAUAAAUAUAUAUAUAUACACAUACUUCCUUAUAUACAGUAGGCACUUGCAGCCUCACCAGGAAUAAUAUAAGGCUUCACAUUUGCUAAGAGAAGUUUUGAUAUUUAAGAAAGAUCAGAAAAUCUACAGACCAUUCCAUUCCAGCACUUACUCUUGCUCUGUUACAGACAGUGGGACUUCACACUAGCACUUCAAUGCAGCUGCUAUUUUUAGGAAACCAUGAAUCUGCCUUUCUUCCUGUCAACUACACAGCUGGUUUGAACAGGACUGUUUUUCAAUGAAACUUAUCUUCAGAUUUUACUUUUAGUGCAGACAUUUCAUUCAGGUUAGUGAGAAUGAGCAGAACCCCCAAAGACUUGCCACCAGCUAGAAGGGCAAGAGGAGGCAGAUUUGAUGCUACAGUAAGUGCCAUGGGUCAAAUUCUGCCUUUGAUUACAUGCACACAACCUUCAUGGACUCCAGUGGGCAUUGCACACGUGUUAGGGACAGAGAAUUUGGCUUUGUCUCUUCCUUUAUUCGGCCUUCUUAACAGUGUAUGUAACUCCAUAACUCCCCAGGCAGGCCAAUUAUCCAUUCCCCUCUACAAAUCUGUUCUUUGCAUCUGGGCUGGCUUCAGUCAGUGUCCAAAGACUUAGGCCCUGAUUUUGCCCUACUGACAUCAUUGGUAGUUUUGUGGGAACAUAAUCAAUCCCUGGUGGAAUGUGCAAGGGACAACUGCAAGUCUGAGUUAUUGAGAGUGAUCCAAUCUAAUAAAAAGUUGGUUCUAGAAUCUCUCCCGCUACCAAACACAUAGCUCCCAAACCAAAAUUCUCUACUCUGUCACAGUCACACCAUACACUGGAUCAAAGUUUCCUCUCUUCCUUUCAUUAACCACACUGUUCUAUUUUCCUAACCUUGUCCAAGACAGUUCACAGGUUUUUCUGCAAACACAAGAAGUCACAAAUGAGCUAAACUAACUGCAAAAUGCUGCAUGUCAGAAUUUUCAGAAGCCUUUAACCCAUGCAUUAUUGAAAAGGUCCAUAGUUACAUUCAAGUCUUUACUCUCUACUACGUAGUAGUUAAUAAACAUGUAUUUUGGGGCUGAAGGUCACUUUUUGGCAACAAUCAGAUCUGUUUAGACCUACAUUUAUUUUUCAAAGUUAUAAUAAUAGUACACCUUGUUAGAUAUGGGAAAACCUUCUUAGGGUCUUUUUAACAAUGUAAUAUUUGUAGUGAAUUAUGCAGAUAUGCAUGAAUUUUAUUUGAAUGCCAACAGUAUGUCAAGUUAGAUGAUCUCACCAAUUCUCUCUUGCCCAUGUAUGUUACUUUUCCAGCACUUUAAAAUAUAGCAGGAUAUUUAGGGCUUGAUUUCAGAAGUGCUGAGCCCCCACAGCUCUCACUGGCGUCCAUGGGAGCUGCAUGUGUUCAAGGGCUCUGAUAAUGAGGCUCUUAGAAUGGCCAGGAAUAAUAGGGACUCUCCCUUUUUGUCAGUUAUUUUAAAAGUACCAUUUGUUUAAGCAUAUAUUUUGCCAUAACACUGGUUUAUGCCUAAUGUGGAGUGGGACAUAAUGUGUGCAUUUUUUCAUUUUGUAUUGAAGUCUUUUUUAACUGGGCUGUAUAUAUAAAUUGCAUGCAAGAUGGUUGUUGUCAUGCAAGAACUUGUUAAAUGUUUGAUACCAAUGUUUUGCUACAAUGUGAAGGCUGCAGUAAUUGUCCUUAACUGCAUCCUACAACAAUUUUGUAUUUCAGUAUUAUCUAUGUGUACUUUUUGUUGGAUUUGUUAAUAUUUAUAAAUAGAACCCAAAAUAAAAAGGAAAAAAAAGGUGAAUUCUAAAGGUUCAGCUCUGAGUCUCCCCCUAUUUGUACAGUUAUCGCUCAGUCCACAAUGCCGCAUUUUAAACUCUCAGAUGCUGGAAUGACAACGAACAUGACAGACUUUCACCUCCUUUGAGGUCGUCAGUUUUCACAGGCACUAGACGAAUCGUUUAGGACUUUAUGCACUUUUUUUUAUGAUCUUAACUUUUCAGAGCACUUCAGGGGCAAAAAUUGCUCAGCAGCAGCUGAUUCUACCUGGAAAAAAAUGUUUCUUUUGCCAGUUGUAAAAACCAAGGGCCAAAUCCUGCUUGUUUUACUCAUGUGGUAAUCCUACUGAAGUCAGCUGAGUGAAGAGCAGGAUCUGGCUUCCAAUUUGUAUUGGGACAAUGUUGGAAUGUUACAAGUGCAUCACGAAAAAAUGCUAUUGUUUUGCUUCCUUAGGAUUGUUUUACAAGGCAUACUGACCCCUGACAGAAACUCAGAGUAGAUAUUCUCUGUGACAUUACAAGUACCUGCUGGGUUCAAAAAGGGUUAUGAAUCCACAUGGGGGAUAAGCAGCAGAAGCAGAUGAACUAAGCAACAAAGAGGUAUUUCCUAGUGGGGGAAAUCAAAGGUGCAAAAUUAAAACCCAGAGUAGAGCUAGCUAGUGGAUUUAUUUUUGGAGUUGGAACAUCUGCAUUUUAAUCUCAGCUCUGCCUGUGGCUUGCUGUGUGGCCUUGGGCAAAGUCACUCAGCCACUCUGCCUCUGCUUCCCCAUCUGUAAAACGGGGAUAUUUAUCUACCUCACUGGGGCCUUGUGAGGUUUGUACAUUGCUUUGAAAAUUUAAAGCACUACAAUUGUGUGGAAAAACCCUGAGUGGGGUUCAGAGGUUUCCAGUAGUGUCACUAAAAGAAGUUAUUUAGUAACGUUACCAGGGAGGCAUUUUAAAAGGAAUAUGGCUGCUCUGAGAGUGCUUCAGUGCAUGGGGUUUUUUUAGCCAAAUGGUACAACACGCUCUGUGGCUCUUAAGAUGAUUGAUAAAUAAUAUUUCCAAUAUGCAUCAAGGAAUGCAGUGACAAAUUUGUGAAUUUGCUGUUCAAAUAAAAGCUACAUAAAGGAGCAAGGAAAUAUUUCUAAAGUCAUUUUAUCCAAAAGAUGAGAUUACAGCUACCUGUGGAAUUCCACUUUCAGCUGAGUUCUGUAGAUUUGGAAGAUUUAACUUUAUUUGCCAAAGGUUUAUAUUCAGAGUUCAAGACGGUGAGUAGCUAAAUUGGUACCAGAGGUGAAGAUCCUAUUUAAAGGGUGGCAUCUAGCUUAGGGAGCACUGGCUCUUUAACAAUACUAGCCUUUUUUAUUCAGCAUCUCAAAAUGAAGGCAGUAGCUUUGGAUUUCAAACCUCCUACUGAAUAUUCCCAAGAGUCCCUUCUCAUGAGUCCUUCUUUGUUACCAAAUAUCAGACUGCAUGUGUUUUCCCAUCAGUGUACAUAGGACCAACUUAUCAACUGCCUAGCCUAAUACAGGAUAUGCAACUAAAUGUAUACUAGAUUUGGACACUUAUCUCAUCUUGGCUAGCUGUCCUCUGUUUGUUGCAAAGUGCGUGAUUGUGUUCUUACAAAAAACAGCUCCAGUUGCAAAUCAGAAGUUUAUGUGGCAAUGCUCAGCACUGUUAACUGCUUCCUGUAUUCAUGCUCUCUAUAGACAAAGAAAUAACUGAGCAUUAAGUUUUUCCUGAUAUUGUUUAAAAUGAGCUAAAUGACGACAAAAAAAUUCAGUGUCUAUGUUUACACAGCUGCCCCAAAUGCAUUGCAGUUUCUAACAGUUAGUGAUUUUCCAGCCAACCACAGCAGAUUCUCAGCUAUUCAAUAGUCAGCUCCAUAAUGCAGAUAUUUACUGGAUUUUGCAGUAAGUAUGUUUUUAAAAACUGACAGACUGAAUGGGCAUUAACACUGCUCCAAACCUUGUUUCCGCUCCCAUCUGCCCCGCCCAAAGUGUCUGCCUUUCAGCUUUUAAUCCAAAACCUGUUUUGGUCUAAGGACAGCUUCAUGUACUAGAAUUCCCCAGCUAGUACCUUGGGACAAAUUUACCACAUACACCAGGAGAAGGUUGUUUUUUGUAAUUUUCUUACUUGUGUCUAAUACUCCUGCACCCUUAUUCUCUGUGACCUCCAUGUUUCUCCUGAGAAUAGGGGAGAUGCUUAGGUCUUGACUUGCAUAGUAAAACUGGUUGGCUGGCGUUUUUAUUGCAAUCCUCUGUGUUUGUAUCAAUAUUUGGUUGUAACUUCAAAGGUUUUUGGACUGAAUUUAUGAAGUAGGGAAGAGCAUGCAUUGUAUUUAAUGUACUAGGUUUGACUUGUCUUUUUAACAAAGUUAAAAUAAAGAAUGCUUAUGCAUUGGCUUUGGCAUAUACUAUUCAAA
Messenger RNA from Chelonia mydas (Green sea turtle), 6160 nucleotides. It is a transcript of the gene DOC2B, whose product is annotated as double C2 domain beta. The record is from RefSeq and is a predicted model, not a curated record. The transcript is spliced from 9 exons. The coding region runs from base 125 to 1306 and encodes 393 amino acids. Gene Ontology annotation, cellular component: membrane. NCBI's taxonomy places the organism in Eukaryota, Metazoa, Chordata, Testudines, Cheloniidae.